Micropterus salmoides (largemouth bass) is the source of this 2208-nucleotide messenger RNA. RefSeq names its product zona pellucida sperm-binding protein 4-like. Lineage: Eukaryota; Metazoa; Chordata; Actinopteri; Centrarchiformes; Centrarchidae. Gene Ontology annotation, biological process: binding of sperm to zona pellucida; prevention of polyspermy. Gene Ontology annotation, molecular function: acrosin binding; structural constituent of egg coat. Gene Ontology annotation, cellular component: egg coat. The record is from RefSeq and is a predicted model, not a curated record. Bases 25 to 2145 code for a protein of 706 amino acids. The transcript has 14 exons.
GCAGGAGGGCCUUCACAUUGAUUCAUGGCUGGCGUCAGGGUAGAGCUGCUGCUGGUCCUGACUGCGACUCUGCUGGUUUCAGUAGAGGGAUGGGCGCGGAUCAAGAAAAUUCAACGUCCCUCGCCAGAUGACCGCAGGGAGGACGACAGCGGUGAAGAUGCAGUUCUUGAGGAUUCAUUGCUUCAAGUUGAAGGCGCCACCGCCAGUGGAAACUUCUACAAUUUUGCUAACCAUGGAGACCAGAUUGACACAGUAGAUUCUAGUCCAAGAACAUGGCGCAGAGGUACUGAUAGUAGUUUCCAGAUGGAAUUUGACAAUAUCCCUUCAAGGAGCCAGACCAGCGGUACCAGUCGGCGUCGGACUGGGCUAGAUGUGGUUUGCAGUGACGCUGGCUUUCAAAUUACUGUGCUGAAAGGUUCAUUAAGUGAAGUUAAAGUUGUGGGCUCAAAGGACCUGCUGUCUGUUAUGGAUGCUCCAGAGUCUUGUGGUUAUGAAGUGAACCCUUUGACUAACACCUUGGCUGUACCCUUUACCGGGUGCCAUGUGAAACGGAGUGACCGCUACAGCCUGCAGUUGUUGUACGUCAACGCGUUUGAUCAGACACAAGUUGCUACCGCAUCUUGUGAGAGACGCCUGAAGGUUGACCCAGGCGUAUUUCCUGGCUCCAGUGGCCAAUCCUAUCCCACAUUUAAGCGCAUUGAGCCAAUCCGAGCGCGGCCACAACGGCCUGCAUGUCCGCAAAAGCCUGGCUCGCCCCAAGAACCUUCAUUGCCCCUAGGGCCUGGAUCACCUGGCUCGCCCCUAGGGCCCAGCUUGCCGCAAGGGCCGUCUUCCCCGCAACAGCCUGGCUCACCCCAAGAACCUUCAUUGCCCCUAGGGCCCGGGUCACCCCAAGGGCCUUCUUACCCGCAACAGCCUGGCUCACCCCUAGGGCCUGGGUCGCCGCAAGGGUCUUCAUCCCCGCAACAGCCUGGCUCACCCCUAGGGCCUGGGUCGCCGCAAGGGUCUUCAUCCCCACAACUGCCUGGAUUGCCCCAAGAACCUUCAUCCCCGCAAAUUCAUCCAACCAGAGCGCGGCCGCAACGGCCUGCAUGUCCGCAACGGCCUGGAGCGCUCCUAGGGCCCGGAUCACCCCAAGGGCCCCCAUCCCCACAACAGCCUUCAUCCCCGCAAGGGCCGCAACUACCAACAUUGCCAACGACACAUGGUUGUGGCAUCCCCACAGGAGAGCAGGUGACUUGUGGCCAGUCAGGAAUAUCGUCCUCAGACUGUGAGAUGAUGGGAUGCUGUGUGGAUUCUUCUACAUCUACCUGCUACUACCCAAUGGAUGAGUGCACUGUUGAUCAACACUUUGUGUUCGCCAUUCGUGCCAACUCUGCAUCAAUCCCUGUGGACCCCACCAAGCUUGUUGUUUCUGGGAGUACAAACUGUAAACCAGUCAUUGUCAACGACAAAGUUGCCAUCUUUAAGUUCAAAAAUUCAGAAUGUGGAGUUCAUGCUUAUGAAGUUGGUGAGACGAUGAUCUACCUGGCUGAAGUGCAGACUGUCGUCCAAUCUCUGACCCUCCAGUAUGGCGUAAUUGCAACACGUGAUCCACUCAGGUUCAUGGUUGAGUGUCGCUAUAGCAAAGCAGGCGUUGCUCCGCAGUCACUAACCAGCGUUGGCUACAUGGUGAAGACCCCGAGUUCCACCUUGCCGUCAGCGGUCCUCUCUAAUGGCUUAUAUGCUGUUGACUUGAGAAUUGCUAAAGAUCAGACGUAUUCAAGCUACUUGCCCACAAAUAAUCAGCCCUUGCGACUGCUCCUUGGCAGUCCAGUCUAUCUUGAACUGCGCCUGAUAUCACCAAAACCAGAUGCGGUAAUCCUUGUCAACUACUGUGUAGCUUACCCUCGCUCUGCAAGGAAUGCACUGGUGCUUAUUUAUGAAGGGUGUCCCAACCUUUAUGCUCCAAAUGUGUCCCUCCUUAAAAUCAUUGACUGCAAAAAUCGUCAUCAGAGGCGGUUUGUGGUUGAAGCCUUCCAGUUUAUGGUUCAAAAGACAAACAAAUACCUUGAUGAAGAAAUCUAUUUCAUGUGCUCUACAGAAGUGUGUUUACCAGCAGAUAGGCCAUGUGAACAACGGUGCUUUGAUGGAAAGGCACCAUAAGGAUGCUGCAGAAGACUUAAGGAGGGGGGGGGGGGAAUAAAUCGCAUUUUAUAACACGGUAAA